UAACAACAGUUGUUGAAAAAAAGCUCAGUCGUUAGCAUAGAGCGGAAUGGAGAAAAAAGAAAUCCCUAAAGAUCCCCCAAAACGGCAAAAUGAAAAAUGUUACAGACUCGGUUUGAUUGGUCCGGUCGAUAAAUAGUACUAGAAAGUGCAAGGUACUGCCCAAGACCCCAGCACUGGCUUAUGCAGAAUACAACAUUUUACUUGAAAAUAAUAAACUUUUGAAUUUAGAAAUAUCUGUAGAUGUGUCCGUAUACGGUCCUAAUCAUAGAACCUACAAUGGGGCAAUCUAGUGCUUUCCAUGAAAUGUUGCGAAUGGUCCCCAAUGUGUUCCCUGAAUGAGUAAACAACAUCACAAAAUACAAAUUCAAAAAGCAGGCAGCAUAUCCUUAAGGUGAUUAUACAUGCCUUUCUUAUCUAUACAGCGUAUUCGUUUUUUAUUUAAAGUUGGAAAAUACUAGCAAGUUCUACUACACUUGUAAGAUGUUUACAAAGGCCUUCAGAGCGUUUGCAGUCAACGACUCAGUCUUCUGCAUUAUAAAUGCACCUCAUUUGUUGAAUAAACCGCUUCAAAAUGAAUCAACUGAAAUUUACUAUGGUUCAUCUGGUAAAGCAACUUUCAAAUUAGAGGAUCAAUACAAACAUUAUGUGACGGUUUACAAUUGUACAAUGUUGGCCACAGAUUGUACGCAAUGUAAAGCACUUAACAAAACACGAUUUCUUUGUGACUGGUGCACCAACACCAACAGAUGUGGCUAUAAAGAUCAAAAUUGUUCAUCGGUAAAAUGUCCGGCUCCUUCUAUAACAGACGUCAUUCCAAUGGACGGUCCUGUAGAUGGAGGAACAAUAGUUACUAUUUACGGAUUAAAUCUGGGCUCAAGCCUGUUGGAUAUCAACAGCGUCGAAAUUGCAAACAUUCCUUGCAAAAUAAACUACGAUAUGUCGCAAACAAAUGACACACCCAACGGAAUUUUUGAAUCAAAAAUUCCAAAUCGGAUAAUAUGUUUGACUGGAUCUUCCAAGAACGAGACAUCAGGACCUGUCAUACUGUCAGUAAAUAGUCGAAUGUCUAGCUCUACUGUCACAUUCUACUAUCGAGUUCCAAUUGUGACGGACAUUUUACCACAUUACGGACCGGAAGCAGGUGGGACCCACUUAACUAUAUUCGGCAAGAAUCUAGGAAUUGGAAAUAGAAAUGUAAAUGUAAAACUUGGCAAUUUCCCAUGCUUAAGACCUGAAGUGAGGCCAGAAGUUCCAUUAGAAAAUAUGGCAUCAAUAAACUCUACAAUUGUUUGCACGGUUGGUAAAAGGGGAAAUAACACAGCGAGCAAGAAAACAGUUUAUGUCGGAAUGGAUCGCCGCAUUCUUAUUAUACCCGAUUCAUUUACAUAUGUCCACGAUCCGACUCUACAGCCUUCAGUUCCCAAAAAAGCAUUUCUAAGUGGAGGAACUAAAAUUACAAUUGAAGGAACACAUUUAGACAACGCCAAUAGUGCAAGAUUAACAAUAAGUUUCAUGCAAGACAUUGAGACUGGCGACUGCAUUAUACUGUCAGAAAAUUUGGCAUCAUGUGAAACUCCAAAAGCGCCAAAAACUCUUGAAGAAGAAUUAUUUAAAUUCGAAAAUUCAACUGAUCGUUUUUUAAAACAUGUUACAGUAGUGUGUUCUAUUUUUCUGGAUAACGUUGAAGGCAAUAUUGAAAUAAAAUACUAUCAAGAUCCAAUUAUCAAUCAGCUAGCUGAAAGUGACCAUGUCGUAAAGUUUGAAGCCGAUGAAAGGCUUCUGAAUAUUACUGGUAAUAUGCUGAACCUUGUUGCGACAAAAUGUGAUAUAAUUGUAACAGUCGGCGUAGAAUUAUGUGUUGUAGUGGAGCUAAAUCUAACGUGUAUAACAUGCAUUGCUCCUAUAAUCGAACCAAGGAGUAGAAUACCAAAUGCAACACGACCGGAGGUUAAUGUAACAAUAGGAAACAUACACAAGAUGAUUGGAUAUGUUGAGUAUAUAAAAAAGUCGCCGGACACGAUCAGAAACUAUUCAAGUACUCCUAUUACUUCCGUUGUACUGUCGGCGACUGGAGCGGGUGCUGCGCUCAUUUUUAUCAGUGCAACAGCUGUAGUUUUGAUAUGUCGACAAUACAGAAAAACAAAGUCAAAAUUAAGAAAUAUUGUAAAACAGAACAGUACGAAAGAAGAAAUUCCUUGUGAGUUACGUUUGAGCAGAAUUGCGGGUUCGUCGUGUGAGAUGAACUACUCCGAGGUCUACAAUGACCAAUAUGAAUCUGACCACUAUGACACUAUCGCAUCAGACAACAUUCAAAUGGAUAGAUGCGAAACUAAUGAUAAUUCUCUAAAUUGUCCGCGCGAGAGCGUUUUGGAGGCAAGAACUUCAACCAGUGAACAAUCCCAAACGACUAACCAUAUUACUGUAGAAGUUCAGCUAGAAGAGGCAAUAGCAACGAAUGUUAAAUCCGAACCCGAACUAGCUGGCGAUCAGUUGUAUUUACAUGUUAUUAACAUUAGUGACCUUUCGGACUAGCUUCUUGUUUUAGAAAGUUUCCGACAAUCCGUUCACAGACAAAAUGCUGGAAUACGAAACGCAAGCUUAAAUUGUUUUUUUUAAUUGUUUUUUUAUCAUUGCUGUUUUUCGCGACUUUACUAGUUUAAGAUACACUCAAAUUUGAUAUUUGAAAAUACUGACAAUUUCUAUGAAAACUCUUUUUAAAUGUAAAAUAAACAUCUUCGAGUACACACAGAGAAAAAAAUAUUGUAAUGCGUUUUUAACUCUACACACUAUAGUUAAACAUAAUAUGGAUACCUGUCGUCAUCAAAAACACGCACGUGCACACACACACAACAACAACAAGAACAAUCAUUUUUAUUAGAAGCCACGUCACAAUAGUAACAAUGUGACUAAUUAACAUAAAAUAAAGAGUGGGUUACAUGAUCAUACUUUAAAUGUUAUUUUUAUGUUAUUUUCAAUUCAUGGGGACAGAAAUGAUAUUGUCAACAAAUCCUGCAAUGCUGUUUUUUUUUUAAUUAUAUAUAUUUAGGACUUAUUGUAAGUUCAAACAUGCACAUGUACAAUAUAUUGCAUUCUCCUAUUCUGAUUACACAUAUUCAGUAAAAAUUUCCUAGAUUUCAAUAAUUUUUUUCAGUAACGUACAGUAUUUUAUAUUGAUAGGUAUAGAUAUAUCUAUAUAGUAUAUCUAACAGAAACAGGCAAGAAACAUUUUUUUAUAUCGAGUAAUGUUCCAAUAUUUAUAUGACGUAGUAUAUGUAUGUAUAUUCAAUAUGUAAACAGUUUGUAAAGAAAACAUUUGUGUUUGAAUUAUACUCUUUCAAGAACAUAAAAGGAUAUUAACUUUUGAUGGAAUAUUUAUACAUGUAUAACGGUGUAAAUACUUCUUUUCUUUUCUGUUAUAAUCAUCUGUGUUUAUUUUCAAUCAUUAGGGGACUAUAAGAGUUGUAAUUUGCCCGAUAUUUCUUUUCCAAUUAUGACAAUAAUUAUCACUGUUUAUUAAUCAAAACAAAAGCUUCUCAAUCAUUAUGUCCACCCAAAAACCAAUGAUUCAUAGGCAAAUAAACAAAAUGCUUGUCAUAGGUAUGUGUCCUACGAAAGACGUAAUCAAAUGUUAUAUUUAAAGGAAUCAACCAGGAAGUCUUGGAUGCGUAAAACACAUAGGUCUACAAUAUUCUGAUUUUAAGUAAAAAGAAUCUUAAAAUGAUUUAUUAUUGAAUUUGAUA
Molecule: messenger RNA, 3740 nt
Organism: Ruditapes philippinarum (Manila clam)
Lineage: Eukaryota; Metazoa; Mollusca; Bivalvia; Venerida; Veneridae
Product: plexin-2-like
Exons: 13
Coding region: 481-2532 (683 amino acids)
Biological process (GO): negative regulation of cell adhesion; regulation of cell migration; positive regulation of axonogenesis
Cellular component (GO): semaphorin receptor complex
Molecular function (GO): semaphorin receptor activity
Source: RefSeq, a predicted model, not a curated record